Molecule: messenger RNA, 2804 nt
Organism: Candoia aspera
Lineage: Eukaryota; Metazoa; Chordata; Lepidosauria; Squamata; Candoiidae
Gene: UBE2L3
Product: ubiquitin conjugating enzyme E2 L3
Exons: 5
Coding region: 1-759 (252 amino acids)
Source: RefSeq, a predicted model, not a curated record
AUGCUCUUCACCAUCUCCACGUUCUUCCUCUCCUUGCCACCUUCCUUUUUCUUCGUCAUCCCCAUCUUCGUCUUCAGCGCUGUUACCCUCCUCUUCGUCUCCACCAGCAUAUUCCUCAUCAGCACCACCUUUGCCCUCUUCUUCACCAUCCUCCUCUUGAUUUUCUCACUCUUUUCCCUUUUCUCUUUCUUCACCAUUGAGGCUGUUUCUCGCGCCCGCCCGCGCGCGCGGCCUUCCAGGAAGCGCCGCCGCCGCCGCCGCCAUGCAUUGUGGGGCAGCGGCAGCAGAUCCAAGAUGGCGGCCAGCAGGAGGCUGAUGAAGGAGCUUGAAGAAAUCCGCAAAUGUGGAAUGAAGAACUUCCGUAAUAUCCAAGUUGAUGAAGCUAACUUAUUGACUUGGCAAGGGCUUAUUGUUCCUGACAAUCCUCCAUACGACAAGGGUGCAUUCAGGAUCGAAAUCAACUUUCCCGCAGAGUACCCAUUCAAACCUCCGAAGAUUACAUUUAAAACAAAGAUCUAUCACCCUAACAUCGAUGAAAAGGGGCAGGUUUGUCUGCCAGUAAUUAGUGCUGAAAACUGGAAGCCCGCCACCAAAACUGAUCAAGUAAUCCAGUCCCUCAUAGCACUGGUGAAUGACCCCCAACCCGAACACCCCCUUCGGGCCGACUUAGCCGAGGAAUACUCUAAAGACCGUAAAAAAUUCUGUAAGAAUGCUGAAGAGUUUACAAAGAAAUAUGGUGAAAAGCGACCAGUGGACUAAAAAAAAACACACAACAACAACAAAACAAAACAAAACCUGACCGAGUUGAUGUCAGCAAAUGUGUGAUAGAAGAGCUGAAGCAGUGCAUUUCAGACACACCCACAAAGCAGGACUCUCUAUGGAAAAUUGACAAGUGCCACCUCUUGGUGUUAACUUGUGGCUGUUACUAACUUUCUACCGUUUCUUAAUCAAAAGUGGUCUAGGUAAUCUGUAAAGAAAGGAUUAAAAAUUUAAGAUGUUCUAAUUCUGCUUUCUUUGUUUAAAAUCACUGCUUUAAUGUACUUUAAAGAAUGCUGUUUCUUCCCCCCCCCCUUGUCACAAUUUAUCCUCCCCCCCAAAAAAACCCUUAGACUUACAACUUGCCCUUAAAAGUUCAAAAGGUCGUGGCUGUUAUUUCUUAUUUUCCUUUGCAAUUCUCAUUUUUCCCCAUUUUUUUCUAGACCCCGUCCUUUCCUCCUCCCUCCCCCCCAAAACGAAAGAAAACAAAACCAAACCUACUUAUGUCUUAGCAAAACAGAAAGAAAAUGGAGAAAGAAAGUUGAAAAAAGUUGGGCAGUUUACUUUCCUUUUCCCCUCUUAAACGUUGCACUGUGUUUCAUGGACAUCGGUCCCAAGUUUCUCUCAACUUCAGUUUGAAACAUAACAAAUAUGCCAUAUGUACAUCAAAAAAAAAAAAAAAAAACCAGAAUCCACCCCAGAUCUUUUGUAAAUCUGGCUGAUGUGGCUACAAUAAUGUUUAUUAAAUGGGGAACUCCAAGGUUUGUGUGCAUGAAUGAAUUACAGUGUGGCUAAUGUCCUGUUUGGGGGGGAAAUUUUGACACAGGAUGUUCUUUAGCAAGGGAAUAGUGGAAUGUGAUUUUUCCCCCCUUUCCUUUUCUUCUUUUACUCUUUGCUUUUAUUCUUUAGUAUCUAUGCAGACUACCUAGAAUAAAGAAUUACUCCAAAAAGCAUUGCAAGUCCAUUUGGGAGAAUUUCAAAUUGGGGACCAAGAGGAACCAAAACAGAACCAACCAAGCCCAGCUCCCCAUCCUGUAUUCUUCCCAGUUGAGAGACUUACGGGAGAAAUCCUUCCUGAAAUCUUAGUUCUGAAAAACAAAGACCUAGUUAUAGACUCUUCACCUUACCUCUUUCCUGGGCAAUGACAAGCUUAUUUUUCUCCUAAUAACGGAUUGGUUUGAUUGUCAUCCAAAAUGUAAGAAAUUUCCAGUAAGCAAUAACUGGCCAAUGGUGAAAUUGAGCAGUUGCUAUUCUCCAUAAAAUGCCUGUACAUGAAAUGUGGCAUUCCAGAAUUACACGUGUUGAUUCCGUGGCGUUGUUUAAACUCCUGCUUAAGUUAGGGGUGAAGUUCUUUCUAUGUAGAACUGAAUCCCCUUUCAAUGUAGUGUUACGUUUUAAGUUUAGGGUAUCGUUUAAGGGGGGCUAAAAGCAACUUGGUUACGUGACAAGUGACUCCCUGGCUGCUCAGUUUUAAAUGCCUGGCUUUAAGCGAGCAUUUCAACCCAUUUCUGUGAAACUGCAGUGAAGAACAAAAAAAGUGCGUAUCAUUCUGUUUUGCAUGUAUUUGCAUUCAUCAGCAUUCCAGUGGGUUAUUUUAAGGAAUCUGGAAUUAUUGUCUGUCUUUGCCAUAUUUCAGGACUAAUGUAUGUUGGGGAGCCGUGGAAUAGCAUUUCAGGUUUUUAAUAUUUUGCGUACGCCCUUUCAUCUUCCUUCUCUACUCCAGCUUUUGAUUUUGAACUAUACAAGAUUGACAGCCAAGUACCUCUGUUGAAAAGUAGAAAAAAGCCAGUUUUUUUCCUUAUCAGUUGGGGUAUGAAACAUCUCUGUUUUAAGUGUUCUUAGACAAAUUCUUUGGUAGGCAAUUAAAAGUUAAACAAAAAAAAACUAAAUGGACACUUGCAUUUCCUUAAGUGUGUGUGUAGGCUUGGUGACCAGCACUGUCUAUUACCAAAAUCUCCACAAUUUUUGUGUCUUCAUUUGCAGAAAGUUGGUACUGACUUUGUUUCAUUCACGCUCACGCAGAUUCAAAAUAAACAAAAAAUGCCAAA